Messenger RNA from Penicillium chermesinum, 1065 nucleotides. Its product is annotated as Hexokinase. The record is from RefSeq and is a predicted model, not a curated record. Bases 1 to 1065 code for a protein of 354 amino acids. NCBI's taxonomy places the organism in Eukaryota, Fungi, Ascomycota, Eurotiomycetes, Eurotiales, Aspergillaceae. Gene Ontology annotation, biological process: mitotic intra-S DNA damage checkpoint signaling; mitotic DNA replication checkpoint signaling; telomere maintenance. The transcript has 3 exons. Gene Ontology annotation, cellular component: site of double-strand break; checkpoint clamp complex.
AUGCUGGAUGCGAUUGGAACAGGACGUGGUGCGCUUCACCGUGAUCCCCGACCAAGGAACCCAAGCAUGGGCCCAUCUCCCAGUUGUAUGAGUCCAUUCGCCAUGCUGCAACGACUCCCAUCUAACAAGCGCCCCAGGACACCAUCUUUGACGAAGAUUCCUACAACAUCGAAUCCAACACCGACGCCAUCAACAUCGAAAUCAACAUCGGGGUUCUCAACCGCGCCCUCCGCUCAGCCUUCGGCGCAUCCCACGCCCAACUCCGCCUCACAAAGAAAGACAAAAUCCCCCCUUCUAGCACUCACCGUCCUGGCAACCGAAUGGACAGAAGGGAACAUGUCCCUAGCAACUGACAAUCUCGCCCAAGACCCCACCAACACAGCCGCUCACAGCGACGUCGUCGGAGACCGCCGCGCCCGCGAACGCGAGACCUGGAUCACGCAGGAAAUCCCGAUCAAGAUCCUCGGCGAAGCUGCCGUGGAAGGCCUGCAUGAGCCGCAUUGUCCCGAUCCGGAGGUGCAUAUCGCGCUACCGGGCCUGGCGCAGCUGAAGAGUAUCAGUGACCGGUUCACGAGGCUUGCGUCUUCGGAUGCGAAGAAUAGGCAGCCGGGGAUGGCAGCGGCGGCGGUGGGAGGAGUAGGGACAGGGGAGGGUACGACUGGGGCGGCGGUGCUUUCAACUAAUACGGCGCCGAAGCUGGAGUUUUCGGCGAAUAUGCACGGGAAGUUGAAGCUGGCGAUUGCGACGGACGAGUUGCGGAUUGAGAGUGUUUGGUCGGGGCUUGUCAAUCCACCGCUUGAUCCGGCGCAUAUCUCCCAUGAUCAGUAUUCGCAGCUGCCCAGCGAGCGGAUGAGGGAGCUUGGGGAAGAUGAUGAGUUGGGGUGGGCGAAGGUGAGGAUUGACGGGAAGGACUGGAGUCGGGUGUUGAGUAUUGGGCGGUUGAGUCCAAAGGUUGUUGCUUGCUUCAUUAAUGACACAGCUUUGGUUCUAUAUGUCUAUCUUCCUAACACAUACGAUGGGGAAGAGUCUUGUUUAACAUAUUACAUCAACUCGUUCACAACAUAG